Molecule: messenger RNA, 2445 nt
Organism: Scatophagus argus
Lineage: Eukaryota; Metazoa; Chordata; Actinopteri; Scatophagidae
Product: profilin-2-like
Exons: 3
Coding region: 220-639 (139 amino acids)
Biological process (GO): positive regulation of actin filament bundle assembly; actin cytoskeleton organization; regulation of actin filament polymerization
Cellular component (GO): cytoplasm
Molecular function (GO): actin binding
Source: RefSeq, a predicted model, not a curated record
CAUUGUGCGGAGUGAUCUGAUGCGGACUACACCCAGCCGCUGCCUCACUGCCGUGGCUUUCUUUGCUGCCCCAGCCUUGGCGUUGGUCAGCGUCGAAGUGCGGGUUAGAUUGGAAACUCUAAAUUCGUCUGCGGGGUUUCUUCCAAUUUGGCUGUCUCUUGUUUGGCAACCAUACUCCCAAAACUGUAGGGAUUUUUAUUUAGCAUCAAUUUCUUGAAUAUGUCUUGGCAAAGCUACGUGGAAAACCUGAUGGCCGAUGGCAGCUGUCAGGAUAGCGCCAUUGUUGGGUAUACGGACGCCAAAUAUGUUUGGGCAGCACAUGCCGGUGGUACUUUCAACAAUAUCACGUCUCAAGAAAUUGAUGUCCUUAUCGGGAAGGACAGGGAGACCUUUUAUACCAGCGGUCUCACUCUGGGCUCAAAGAAGUGUUCAGUCCUCAGAGACAGCCUCCAGGAUGAUGGGGACUGGACAAUGGACAUCAGGACAAAGAGCCAAGGAGGAGAACCUACAUACAAUAUCUCUGUGGGGAGAGCUGGAAAAGUUUUGGUUCUUGUAAUGGGCAAGGAAGGGGUCCAUGGAGGCGGAUUGAAUAAGAAGGCUUACUCAAUGGCAAAAUACUUGAGGGAUUCAGGGUUUUAAUGUUUUCAAGCUCGCUUAGAUAAAAUUGAGGGACAAAAAGAAGAGAAAAGAAAUAUUGCUGUUAAGAUUUCUCCUGCAAGCAGUCAAAUGUCUUGGAAACUUUUAAUAGCAAUGAAGAGUGGUAAGAUACUGUUUCACCUUUGUUCCCCCCUUCAUCCUGGAGGGGGGAGACUCUUCAAAUUUGUUCAUUUCUCUUUUUUCCCUUGUGUGCUCCAGUAUUGGUUUUAGUCAUGGGAAAGGAGGCAGUCCAUGGUGGAAAUCUUAACAAGAAAGCACAUUCAAUGGCUGAUUACCUGAGGAAGUCUGGAUAUUAAGCAACCUCUCCACCUAUCCAUCAACUUAGCAGCGCACUCCCACCCACUGCAUUGUGUUGACACUACUUCCAGGAUUAGAUGGCAUACAAUGUUACUUCCUCUCCAGUCUACUUUUAUACACAGCCUUUUGUUUGCUGCACUCCCUGCAAGUUUCUUUUUUUUUUUUUUUAAAUAAUAAACCUUCCCCACUUAACAUUGUACUUCUCAUGUUUUUGGCACUACAGUAAUGGCAUGUUCAUUGAGGUGUUUAUUAACUAAAAGAAAAAAAGGUUCACAAAGUGUAACGCAGUUUUGGACUUGCCUUGACUUUACUUAGAAACUGGUGAAUUUUCUAAGGGGAAGUACACAUGUAAUAGUGGUGAUAGUUUGCAUAGUUAUGCUUUGUGAGCAUUAUUAAAAGAUGCCAGUGUUCUGUUUUUUUGUUUUUGUUUUCUCUCAUCAGCAUGUGGGCAUUUAAAAGUUGCAUGCAUACCUUCUCUGUCCCAGCGUAAUAUUCCAGCCAAAACCAUCUUCUCAUCUGCCUCCAUCAAAGAAGAUUUCCUCUGACAAAGUCCUGUAUGUGUAUAUCAAUUUACCACCCUCAAGCACACCUUCUUUUACCCUUCAUCACAUGCUCUUGCUGUUGUACCUGAAUGUGGUCUUAAAAGUUAAUGAUGUGGUGUUGGGCUGUUGUUUGAGUGUAAUGUUACGGUCAGCAUUGCUGAGGUCUCAAAGAUAAUGUCAUGAUACUUCACCACAUCCAGGAGUCUCAGUGGACAUUCCACCUCUGUUACAGCUAAAUCAUAUGUCAGUUAACUUCUGAUAUUUGUAUUUUAUUUUUCCUGUUAAUCAUUACACAUAUGUGAGGUUUUUUUAAACCCCUCCCUGUUGGACCAAUUGUCAAUGUAAGAGGAUUAUCAGAAUUACUUCACUUUAUUCUGAUUGAUGAUUGUUGGCAUCACCUGUUGACUGUAAAACAUUAAGACAACUUCAGAUGACUGUAAAAAAAACUAUACUGCAUUCUUUGACAUCAACACUACUCAAACUUAUCACUAAUUGAUUUGUUGCUAACUUCAUAUUCAUUAACCAAUGAAACAGCAAUGUCAUUUUACUACAGUAUGAAUACAUUUUGACUGUAAACCCAGGCUGUUGGGCUGCAACAACUUGGAAUUAUUUGCCUUGUGAUUUAGUCAUCAAAAGUGUAUUCACAAAUUGUCAUAGUACGGUACUUAGAAGUAUAUUUAAAAGAAAAAAAGAUGCUGUGUACACUAAACAUAUUGAAAAUGGUGUUGGUUGGAAUAAGAACAUUUGUAAGUUGUCUUGUGAAAAUUUCUGAGAAUAACUGUGUAUUCUGUGCCAUAAAAUCAAUCUGAUCUGUUGCUACUACAGUUGGAUUUUUAACUGCUUCCCCAUCAAGAAGUAACUUUUAAUGGCACUUUCCUAAGGGAUAUUUUGGCAUCAGUAAUCUCCAGACUUUGUGGAAUAUGUACAGAAUUAAACAACAGAAAAAUAA